Molecule: messenger RNA, 984 nt
Organism: Oncorhynchus gorbuscha (pink salmon)
Lineage: Eukaryota; Metazoa; Chordata; Actinopteri; Salmoniformes; Salmonidae
Product: tektin-3-like
Exons: 5
Biological process (GO): cilium assembly; cilium movement involved in cell motility
Cellular component (GO): sperm flagellum; nucleus; microtubule cytoskeleton
Source: RefSeq, a predicted model, not a curated record
ACAGUUGGGAAGGACAAGAGACAAAGUCCAGAAACAGCUGGAGUCCAACAGGAGAGUGCAACACCAGUUGGAAAAAGACAUGAAUGAUAAACACAGAGCUCUCCAGAUCGACAGCCACUGUCACACACUGACCAACUGUUCUCCUGCAACCAGUUAUUACCCUGACCUCAGCCUGGUAGAUACCAGUGUCUCAGUGCCGGUGUCUUGGGUUCAGUAUUCGGAGGACAACAUCGGGAAGUCGGCGUCGGAGAGACGAGCCACGCGGGAGCUAACGGAGCUGGUGGAGGGAACCCUGGUUGCCGCGGCGAGAGACAUGUGGUCUCAGUACAACCGUGUCAACGCUGCCUUCACACUCCGUGUCAACCAGACCACACACACGCUAGGAACACGCUUACAACAGCACCUGGCCAAGACCCUGCAGGAGAUGCAUCAGACGGAGCGUACCAUCUCAGAUUUGAGGGGUCCAUCUGGGCGAUGAGAGCUCCCUCAGAGUGGCUCAGUCUAGGCUGAGGAACGCACCUAUAGACCUAACAUAGAGCUCUGCAGGGACCAACCACACACCAGGUUGCUGUCUGAGGUGUCUGCUCUCCAGACUGUUUUAUCUCUGAGACAGAGGUUGUUCGAGCUCCAGCUGUCUCUGCAGCUGGCUGGCUGUAAGAGUGUUUUAGAACAGGAGCUUUACACUAAGGCCCACUCCCUGUUUAUCGACCAGGAGAGAUGUCUAGGACUCCGCAAGACUUACCCCUCCACCCCUAGACUGGUGGGAUACACAUAGACAAGACAUACCCCUCCACCCCUAGACUGGUAGGAUACACAUAGACAAGACAUACCCCUCCACCCCUAGACUGGUAGGAUACACAUAGACAAGACAUACCCCUCCACCCCUAGACUGGUAGGAUACACAUAGACAAGACAUACCCCUCCACCCUUAGACUGGUGGGAUACACAUAGACAAGACAUAAACAGACACAUAGACAGAGCGAA